This is a messenger RNA of Coccomyxa subellipsoidea C-169, 755 nucleotides long. RefSeq lists its product as hypothetical. The record is from RefSeq and is a predicted model, not a curated record. The transcript is spliced from 2 exons. Bases 149 to 505 code for a protein of 118 amino acids. NCBI's taxonomy places the organism in Eukaryota, Viridiplantae, Chlorophyta, Trebouxiophyceae, Coccomyxaceae.
AGAUUGUUUUGGACGAUCAUCAAAGCUGGUCGUAGAAGUGAUGAUGGACGUGCUUUCAUGGAGGCUUGUUGGAGCUAUCCUCCAGCUGCAAGGCAACGCACUUGUCUCGCAAAAAUGACUUGGUUUCCUCGUCCUCAGUCUGCAUGGCAUGGAGAGGGAUAAACAGGACGACAGAGUUGAUGGGAUAAAGACGUUUUCCUGCUGUUUGUGUGGUUUGACAGCCCCAUUCGAGUCUUUUGGUCGCUCACUGGGAGAUCACUCCAGAUCAAGCAACAAAUCAAAGAUCAUUCUUCUGGAGGACAGCUACCUGCGGCAGGAUCCAUUUGCAUCAAGAAGCAGACCCUUAUUCCUUGGUGCUCAUUGCAGCCUUUGCCAGAAGAUGGUGUGCAGCUCUUGUUCCUUGUUCUACACCCGCAGAUUCUGCAAGCCUUGUGCCCUACUGCACCGCAAAGCAUUUCCCCCAGAGCUGCAGCUGGCAGAGACAAGAAUCUUCCAAUCGGCCUAGAUUUCUACCAUGGCGGAGUGGUGUCCACAACAGCGGUUGGCCUAGAUUUCUACCAUGGAGGAGUGGUGUCCACAACAGCGGUUACCAAAGUUUCUUCAGCCAUGUCGAUAUCGCAUACUAGAAAUCAGCUGUGAAUCAGUGGGUGGUCACUAGGCAUAUCAGAAGAUUGUAUGGUCAGGGAGACAAAUUGCUGGAUGUUGUCAUGCGCAAUCCCAUGUUCGGCUGGUAUCACCUCGACUCGAAGGCUUUG